Messenger RNA from Solea senegalensis (Senegalese sole), 3227 nucleotides. RefSeq names its product podocalyxin-like (gene podxl). Gene Ontology annotation, cellular component: microvillus membrane; apical plasma membrane. Gene Ontology annotation, biological process: positive regulation of cell-cell adhesion mediated by integrin; regulation of microvillus assembly; negative regulation of cell-cell adhesion. Lineage: Eukaryota; Metazoa; Chordata; Actinopteri; Pleuronectiformes; Soleidae. The record is from RefSeq and is a predicted model, not a curated record. The transcript has 8 exons. Bases 274 to 1404 code for a protein of 376 amino acids.
AGAGAAACAACGGGGCAGCCUAGGAAACAUUAGAAACACUCUUCUUCCAAAUCCGCGACUCAGUCCAGAGGGAGAGAAAGGGACCGAACAAAAGCAUUCUUUGCUUUCAUUUUAAAAGAAGAACGAAAUAACAACACGCUUGUCAGGGAGCCAUUUGCUCAACUCAAGCAGAAAGAGCUGAGAGGACGGUUCAUCAUCUGUUCUCCACCACCAAGUAAAAGAUUGCGUGAAUGUUGCGAGCAUCAAGAGGAAUCCAACAAAAACAGCACGACAAUGAGGAUCGCGUGGCUGCUGCUUUCACUCAGCUCCCUGUUUCACUGUUCAGAUUCCACUUCUGAGAGUCCAUCUACUACUGAAGAUGGACGCUGGAACACUGCAAAUACAACUGCUGUAACAAAUGCAACUGUAGUGCCCCCCAGUUAUGUCCAAACACAACCACAAUCAUCCCUUACAAACAACCCAUCAUCAACUCAUGAAAACAACAAUUUUGCUCCUACCUUUAGCACCCCCAAAGCUACAAUAUUAGCUACAACAGCUGCAACUGCUACAACAUUAAUAAUAGCCACAACGAAUGGCAGUGGUAACUUGUUACAGACAGACGUCUCACCAUAUGCCACAGUAGGACAACAGCCCACGACUCACCCCACCACUGCUUCUGAGAUCAGCAAAGCAGAUACAGAGAAAACAACUAUGCCUGUGACAAGUAACGGGAGGGGAACAUCAGGGGCCACACAGCCGGCUGGGAAGUCCGAGACCACCAACAUCCACCCCACUCUAACCACAAGAGGGUCUCUUGCAUCUGAAAACACAAGCACAAGUGGAAGCACAUCCCAGCAAACCACCAUCUCCAUGGCCAUUACCACAGAGCAUCAGCAAAAGAGAUUUCAUUAUUCUCUAAACAACAAACUGGAGACAGAGAAAGACAAGGUGCUGGUGGAGGUGUGCAAGCUACUGAUGGCAAAUUUGCAAGAUGGAAACUGUACACUGAUAUGGAAACACCAAAAUGGCAAAGUACAGUUUGAAAGUGUGGAUAUAAAUGGAAAAGUGAAACCCAGCCUCGCAACCCAGUAUUAUGAGGAAAUGUCCAAGAGGCCAGCAGAUAACAAAACCCUAAUUGCCAUCCUGGCCUCCUGUGGAGCUCUGCUCAUCAUGAUCGUCAUCCUUGCCGUUUGUGCCUCACACCACCGGAGGCCAUACAAUGAGAAUCAGCAACACCUUACAGAGGAGCUGCACACUGUGGAGAAUGGUUACCACGACAACCCUACGCUGGAGGUGAUGGAGGUUCAGCCAGAGAUGCAGGAGAAGAAGGUUGCGCUAAAUGGAGAGUUCAGUGACAGCUGGAUUGUCCCCAUUGACAACCUGAUCAAAGAGGACAUACCUGAUGAGGAGGACACCCAUCUGUAGGCUGGGAGAGGCAAAGAAGGGAAGGAGACGGUGACAUGACCUGGCCCAAACAAAUAAAAUAAUUCUCACUCCCUGCACACACAGAUCUUUCACUCCUGGCCCAGGGAUUAUGUCCCUUUAGCUACAGAGGACCCUGCUACAUUUACCUGCAUUAAGUAGAGUAACCAAGCUACCAUAUUAAUGCAGUUUUUCUGUACAUUCAGUAUCCUCCAGAAGACAACUUUUCUGCGUAAUUUAUAACAUUUUUGUUACUCAGAAAAUCCAGACCUACAGUCCUACACUGCAAAUGGUAUUAUGUGUGUCCCUGUACUGAUCUAAAAAAAAUAAAAUAAAACCCUAAUUGUUAUAUUCUACAUUAGCUUUUGCAUGUGUGGAAGCACAAAUAUGACAUAUAUGUAUAUUGCAUGCACUGCUGCAGUUCCACAGAAGCUAUCCAGCUCAGGAUACCCCAUACCUGAUUCAGAAAAUACAAGAAUGCAGACUAUGCUUGUGGCAGAUGAGUUUAUGAUACUACAACAAAUUGUGACUACUUGAUAUAAUCUAAAAUGUUGCUAAAUGCCCUUUCCAAGAAGAAAACAGACAUGCAACAUAAAGUAUGCAACACGUUUGAGGCUUGAGAGCUCCUGAUGGCAGGAAAUCCAGACCUGGAUUAACCAUGGUUUUAUCUCUCCUUUAAUCCAAAGAUUAAGCUUUCUUUCCAGGUAAAGCCAGGAUCACAUUCACACUGCAAAGGAUAUUAUGAGUGUCCUUGUAUUGAUCUAAAACAAUUAAAUGAAGCAGCUCAUUACUCACUGUAUCUAUUGUUGCACUCAAGAGGAGCUUAUUAUCUUGUAAUUGUAACAUAUACACAGUAUAAACAUCCUAAAUGCUAUAUGAUGGUGAGUGUUCAAAUUGGCUUUUCUGAUAAACAUGGUAAGCAAUCCCAUUUGAUUGCAGCAUACUUAUAUAGAAGGUUUAGCGUUUCCAGUGAUACUCAUACAUUUGUUUCUUUCCACACAAAAAAGCCUUGAGGAAGCAAUUAAAAAACCUUUAAGACCUCUAAAGUUGAGGAAAAUUAUUUCAUGUUACAAAUGAUAGCUUGAUCCUUUGCUAAAGUGCAGCUGGAGCAGAGGUUAUGAAGUUAUUUUACUGUUCACCCUGAUUGUCUGACUGAUAAGUUUUCAUAAUCAUGUUGGUUAUAACUGAUGCUAUGGAAGUGAUGCCAAAGCUGCUAAAAUUAUACUCAGGUUUUAAUAAUGAGGAAUUAUUCAACGCCACAGGUGUUUUCUUGGGCUAAUAAUAUUUUUUUUAUAGUUUUUACUUGCUUUACAAGGUGCAAAGCAGGGAAGCUGUAUUAGAGCAGACAAAAGUAUCUCUCUGAAAUGCACUACACUGACAUUUAUAUAAUAGUGGAAGGCAAUUACAAAAUAGUUGAUCAGUAAUGCCAUAAAAAUGCAGCCUACUGUACCCUAAGUGUUGCUGAUAAUGGCAUUAAAACACCAUUCUUUCUUUUGAGUUCUCUCUAUAUAUGCAUAUAUUAUGUGUGUGAGUGUAAAUGUAUGUGUAUGUAAUGUAUUUCAUACAAAUUAAGUAAAUCCACAACUGGCACUCCUAUCCACCUUUUUCUUGUGUGUAUUUGCAUGUCUGCACUCUUCAGUUAUUAUAUAGCCCGCCACCCCCCCACCACCUUUUUUUUUUAACCCAAAGUACUUUUACCAGUAUUUGAUAUAUUUGUGGUUUGUUUGCUGCUAAAGGCAAACAGCAGGGGUCUGACACACUGAAGCUGUAAAUUGUCAACCGCCAUGGCGGUCAUCUGCAAAUAAAGAAAGUAUCUUUCCACUUGG